GCCGGGCCGGGCGCUCAGGCGAUCGCCGCGGGCAGCCCCGAUCCGGGCGGGGGGCGAGGCCCUCUGUGCGCGCGCGGGGUCGAACCGGAAGUGACGCUCAGCCCCGCCCUCUCGGUCGCGGCGGUCGCAGCGUUCGGGGGAGGAGCUGCCCUGCGAGGCUGCCGUGGCCAGCAUGGCGGAGAACGACGUGGACAACGAGCUGCUGGACUACGAGGAUGACGAGGUGGAGAACGCGGCGGGGCCGGACGGGGCCGAGGCGGCGCCCAAGAAGGACGUGAAGGGCUCCUACGUGUCCAUCCACAGCUCCGGCUUCCGCGACUUCCUGCUCAAACCCGAGCUGCUGCGCGCCAUCGUCGACUGCGGCUUCGAGCACCCCUCCGAAGUCCAGCACGAGUGCAUCCCCCAGGCCAUCCUGGGCAUGGACGUGCUGUGCCAGGCCAAGUCGGGCAUGGGCAAGACGGCCGUGUUCGUGCUGGCCACGCUGCAGCAGCUGGAGCCCGUCACGGGGCAGGUGUCGGUGCUGGUGAUGUGUCACACGCGGGAGCUCGCCUUCCAGAUCAGCAAGGAGUACGAGCGCUUCUCCAAGUACAUGCCCAGCGUCAAGGUGGCCGUGUUUUUCGGGGGGCUGUCCCUCACAGAUUUUUGGGGUAUCUGACCCAGAUUUUGCUAUUUUUGGG
Messenger RNA from Haemorhous mexicanus (house finch), 677 nucleotides. Its product is annotated as spliceosome RNA helicase DDX39B-like. The transcript has 5 exons. The coding region runs from base 173 to 655 and encodes 160 amino acids. Gene Ontology annotation, biological process: mRNA splicing, via spliceosome; mRNA export from nucleus. Lineage: Eukaryota; Metazoa; Chordata; Aves; Passeriformes; Fringillidae. The record is from RefSeq and is a predicted model, not a curated record. Gene Ontology annotation, molecular function: ATP binding; RNA helicase activity; RNA binding.